UCUCUUUCCGUCGCCGCUUCUUGCCCUGUCGCCGAACCGCUCGCCGGCGUUCCGCCGGAACAGCUCGACGUCCACCUUGCGAACUCGGCGGCCUAGCAUGGGGAAGUAGCGUACGAGGCGAGAGGCCUGAGGCUAAUGGAAGAAGUUAUGGGCACGGCGAACAGCGGCGGCGGCAGCGGCGGAGGUGAAGGGGACGGCGAGCGGACGGGACGGUGGCGCGCUGAGGAGGUCAUCGCUGGCAACCACGCGGCCCUCGAGGCUCUCCGGGAGCUCGUGAUGUAUCCUCUCCUCUACGCCCGCGAGGCCCGCGUGCUCGGCCUCAAUUUUCCCAGAGGAUUGCUGCUCCAUGGCCCUUCCGGCACCGGAAAGAAAAGCAUGGUCCGAGCUGUUGUUCGAGAAUGCAAUGCCCACCUGACAAUGAUUGAUUCAAUUUCUGUGCAUAAACCCCACGCUGGUGAGGGGGAGAAGUUCUUGCGAGAGGCUUUUACUGAAGCAUACUCACAGGCAUCACAGGAUAGACCAGCGGUGAUAUUCAUUGAUGAACUUGAUGAAAUAUGUCCACCACGUGGCACUAGGAGGGAACAAGGGUCCCGCAUUGUUGGUCAGCUGCUGACUCUGAUGGAUGGAAACAAGAAGUCAUCGAAGAUGCUUCCCCACGUAGUUGUUGUUGCAUCAGCUACCAGGGUUGAUGCCAUCGAGCCAGCGCUGCGAAGGCCUGGACGUUUUGACUCAGAGAUAGAAGUUACUGUUCCUACAGCAGAAGAAAGGUUUGAGAUUCUUAAGCUUUAUACCAAAAAUCUACAUCUUGGUGAAUGUGUUGAUCUUCAAUAUGUUGCUGCAUCCUGCAAUGGUUAUGUUGGAGCUGAUUUACAAGCUUUAUGUCGAGAAGCUGCAAGACAUGCUUAUGGUAGAUUGUCGAAUUCAUCAGAGAGUGAGAAUGUGCUAACACUAAUCAUGGACGAUUGGGAGUCUGCUAAAUCUGUGGCCAAAAACAGUGUGACAAGAGGGGUAACUAAAGAAAUUCCAACUGUUUCAUGGGAUGAUAUAGGAGGUCUGAAAGAUGUUAAGAAAAAACUUCAGCAAGCAGUUGAAUGGCCCAUCAAACAUGCUGCUUCAUUUGAUAGGCUUGGAAUAUCACCUAUCCGUGGGGUGCUUUUGCAUGGUCCACCAGGGUGCUCGAAGACUACCCUUGCUAAAGCUGCUGCUUGUGCUGCCCAAGCUUCUUUCUUUUCUUUAAGUGGUGCUGAGUUAUACUCGAAAUAUGUUGGUGAAGGUGAAGCUUUGUUGCGACGUACAUUCCAGAUGGCGCGUCUUGCUUCUCCAAGCAUUAUAUUUUUUGAUGAGGUGGAUGCAAUUGCCCCUAAAAGAACCGGUCCCAGCGGGAAUUCUAGUGGCAAUGCCACAGUUGGAGAAAGACUCUUAUCAACUCUAUUGACAGAAAUGGAUGGUUUAGAACUGGCUACGGGAAUUAUUGUAUUGGCUGCUACUAAUCGUCCGAAUGCAAUCGAUGCUGCUCUUCUGCGCCCAGGGCGUUUUGAUAUGGUUUUGUAUGUACCACCACCAGAUGUGGAAGGUCGAUAUGACAUUUUACGCAUCCAUACACGCAAAAUGCCGUUGGGAGAGGAUGUGGAUCUUUGGAAGGUAGCAGAGCGUACCGAGCUUUUCACUGGUGCAGAUCUUGAAGGCCUAUGCAGGGAGGCUGGAAUGGCUGCCCUGCGGGAAUGUCUGCGGUCAGAAAGUUUUGCAUGUGAUGAUAUUCACUUCCAAGCCGCGCUAAGAUCCUUGCGUCCAUCGCUUACACAAUCAGUAGUUGACGAGUACUCAAAUGCUGCCAUCCAUGGUCCAUUGACGAAGAGAAAACAUUAAAAGAUGUAUUAUUCUGGCGCAUAAGCAUCAUUGUCGCUCAUUAUUAA
Molecule: messenger RNA, 1913 nt
Organism: Oryza brachyantha (malo sina)
Lineage: Eukaryota; Viridiplantae; Streptophyta; Magnoliopsida; Poales; Poaceae
Product: cell division control protein 48 homolog B
Exons: 12
Coding region: 136-1866 (576 amino acids)
Molecular function (GO): ATP hydrolysis activity; ATP binding
Source: RefSeq, a predicted model, not a curated record